Messenger RNA from Rosa rugosa (rugosa rose), 1039 nucleotides. RefSeq names its product sulfhydryl oxidase 2-like. Gene Ontology annotation, cellular component: Golgi membrane. Bases 249 to 803 code for a protein of 184 amino acids. Gene Ontology annotation, biological process: protein folding. Gene Ontology annotation, molecular function: flavin-dependent sulfhydryl oxidase activity; protein disulfide isomerase activity. The transcript has 5 exons. NCBI's taxonomy places the organism in Eukaryota, Viridiplantae, Streptophyta, Magnoliopsida, Rosales, Rosaceae. The record is from RefSeq and is a predicted model, not a curated record.
ACACCAAAUUUCAUUUUGCGAACGAAAUAAACAAAGAAAGAUACCUUCGAGUUUUCAAGAAACAUCCACUUGGCUUAUUUUGAAUCAACCUGUUUAGUAUUAGCUUACUAAUACUUUUGAGAAAUCUAAUUGAAAAUUGCCUUUUGUCUCUUUGAGAAAUCAAACAGUUAGAAGGAUCAAGCUUAUAGUAUAGUGUCUCUUUGAGAAGACUAGAAGAGUAAAAGGGCUUUACCUCAAAAUCCAAUUUCAUGUCUUCUACGCUCUGCCUUCUUGUGAUUCUGAGCCUGCUCACCGUCACAAUCUCGUCGCCGGGAUCGCCGUCGAUCCUCCGCGCCGUUAACACCGGCACCGCCGCCGUGGAUUUGAACGUCACCAAUUUCGAUGCGGUGCUCCGUGACACUCCCGCCACCUACGCACUAGUUGAAUUCUUCGCUCACUGGUCUCCGGCUUGCCGAAAUUUGAAGCCGCAUUAUGAAAAGGUUGCGAGGCUGUUCAAUGGGCCUGAUGCUGUGUAUCCGGGGAUGGUAUUGAUGACAAGGGUUGACUGUGCGUCAAAGAUAAAUACCAAACUCUGUAAUAACUUCUCUGUAAGCCAUUAUCCUAUGCUCUUUUGGGGCCCUCCAUCUAAAUUUGUAUCUGCUGGUUGGGAGCCUAAACAAGAGAAGAGUGAUAUACAAGUCAUUGGUAAUGGGCGUACAGCUGACCUGCUACUUAGUUGGAUCAACAAGCAAAUGGGCAGCUCAUUUGGAUUGGAGGAUCGAAUAUCUCACAAUGUGGCACAAGCACUGUCAUCUCUGAAGUAAUUUCAUAGUAUGGAGCACAAGAGUUUUAGUGGAACUACCUUAAACCCUAAGAAAAAUGCUACUGUUAUUUAUAUCCAGAACUCAAGUUCAAGUCAGUUUGUUGACCGGCGAGUGUGCUUCUGCUUUAAUUUUUGAUUUCUUGGAUUUUGCAGCCCUAGUGGCUUCUCUAAGUAUUUAUGUUUUCUCAAAGAUAAAAAAAUAAUAAUAAUAAUAAAAAAAUUCAGGUUGUUUACAAA